Molecule: messenger RNA, 282 nt
Organism: Schizosaccharomyces octosporus yFS286
Lineage: Eukaryota; Fungi; Ascomycota; Schizosaccharomycetes; Schizosaccharomycetales; Schizosaccharomycetaceae
Exons: 2
Coding region: 1-282 (93 amino acids)
Source: RefSeq, a predicted model, not a curated record
AUGAAGAAUAAAUACAGCCCUGUUUCAGACUCUGACGAGUCUUUCAAUACGCUCAUUGAUGAGAAAUCAGAUAUACAUUCUUCAGAGGGUACGCCUCCUCCGUAUUCAGCUCCGAACAAAUUUAUUGAUUUAGAAAUGGCUGAUGGAUCUGCUCAGCAUUCUGCCCAAGAGUCCACUAACAACGCUGGAUCGGAUUCGACAUAUUCGAAGUGGAUUAUUAUCAUAUAUCUCUUUUUUUUGCGUCUCUUGGGUACAUUGGGGCUUAUUGUAUUCUUCUCGUAA